Eucalyptus grandis is the source of this 2664-nucleotide messenger RNA. RefSeq names its product phospholipase D alpha 1. Gene Ontology annotation, molecular function: calcium ion binding; D-type glycerophospholipase activity. Gene Ontology annotation, biological process: phosphatidylcholine metabolic process; phospholipid catabolic process. The record is from RefSeq and is a predicted model, not a curated record. NCBI's taxonomy places the organism in Eukaryota, Viridiplantae, Streptophyta, Magnoliopsida, Myrtales, Myrtaceae. Gene Ontology annotation, cellular component: plasma membrane.
CGGCCAUUGUGCUCCCACGUUCUGUCCAAAAAGUAGCAAAUUCUUACACAAACACCAAAAGUAUUUUCCUCUCUUUUCCCCCCUUGCGGCCGGACAUGUGGAUCAAGAAGGAAAGGACGACACGUCUGCUUCAUGGAGUGCUCAAUGUGGAAAUAUUUGAUAUCGAUAGACUUCAACUAGGAUGUGGAUUUAUGCUUUGCGGACAGACCACAACUAGCCAGAGUUUCACGAGAAGAUUCCUAUCCGAGGUCAAGAGGGUGAUGUUGUGCCGCCCCGAGGCCCUGGGAUCGUAUCUCUACGCGUCUGUGGAUUUGGGCCGGGCGAGGGUUGCGCGGACGAGGAGGAUCCAGAACGAAAACUCGCACCCGCAGUGGAACGAGAACUUCCACAUCUACUGUGCUCAUUUGAUCUCCCAGAUCACACUCACCAUCAAAGAUGACGAUCCUGUCGGAGCAACCUUGAUCGGGAGGGCCUAUAUUCCUGUCGAGGAUGUCAUAAAGGGCUACAUAGUGGACAGGUGGGUCCCGAUCGAAGACGACGAGCACAACCCGAUCUACGGCGGGGGCAAGAUUCGUGUCCGGAUGCAAUUCUCGAGCGCCGAAAAAGACAGCAACUGGUCGCGCGGGAUCAUUAGCCCGACGUUCGAAGGUGUUCCGCGCACCUUCUUCCCCCAGAGGCGAGGUUGCAGGGUCACUCUGUAUCAAGAUGCUCACGUUUCAGAUCGUUUCAGUCCUCGCAUCCUGCUCUCCGGCGGCGCAUGGAAGCCCCGCCGGUGCUGGGAGGACAUCUUCGAUGCGAUCGACAACGCGAAGCACUUGAUUUACAUAGCGGGAUGGUCGGUCUACACCGACAUCGCCUUGAAGGACCCGCGCGGGCUCAGGAAAGGGACUGGGGUCACGCUAGGCGAGCUGCUGAAGAACAAGGCUGAUGAGGAGGGCAUGACAGUCCUGAUGCUUGUCUGGGACGAUCGGACAUCGGUCCCACGACUGAAACGGGACGGGCUGAUGAGCACGCACGACCAAAACACGGAACUGUACUUUAAGGGCACGAAAGUGCAUUGCGUCCUGUGCCCGCGGAAUCCUGCAGAGGGCGCGGAGAGCAUAAUUCAUGGCGUAAAGGUGGCAACGAUGUUCACUCAUCACCAGAAGAUCGUGGUGGUUGAUGCCGAGAUUCCUGAGGCAGGAUUGGAGAAGCGGAGGAUCGUGAGCUUCAUCGGCGGCAUUGAUCUGUGCGAUGGCCGGUACGACACCCAGGACCACCCGCUGUUCAAGACUCUGUAUUCAGACAUCCACAGAAAUGAUUUCCAUCAACCGAAUUUCGAAGGCGCUUCGAUCAAGAAAGGCGGCCCAAGGGAACCGUGGCACGACGUUCAUUGCUGUCUUGAAGGCCCCGUCGCGUGGGACGUCCUCUAUAACUUCGAGCAGAGGUGGAGGAAGCAAGUAGGGGACCAAUUCCUCAUCCCGAUAAGCAAGAUGGAGGAGAUUGUGAUCCACCCAUCGCAAGCCGCAAUAGCGGAUGACCUGGAGACAUGGAAUGUACAGUUGUUCCGGUCCAUCGAUGCUGGCGCAGUGGCUGACUUCCCCACAGACCCCAAUUCUGCAGCUGCCUUUGGCCUUGUCGGCAGCAAGGACAACAUCAUCGACCGGAGCAUCCAGGACGCCUACAUCAACGCGAUCCGACGGGCCAAGAACUUUAUCUACAUCGAGAACCAGUACUUCCUUGGCAGCUCCUACGGGUGGAAGGACGAGGGGGACAUCGUGGUCCCAGACAUCCAGGCGCUGCACCUGGUCCCCAAGGAGCUGUCGCUGAAGAUCGUGAGCAAGAUCGAGGCUGGAGAGAGGUUCGCCGUGUACGUGGUGAUCCCGAUGUGGCCAGGGCAUACCGAGAGCGAGGCGGUGAAGGCAAUCCUGGAUUGGCAGAGGAGGACGAUGGAGAUGAUGUACACGGACAUUGCCCAUGCCCUCCACAGGAAGGGGGUUGCAGCCACUCCUAGAGAUUACUUGACCUUCUACUGCCUUGGAAACAAGGAAGCAAGGAGGGGCGGUGAGCCGGUUCCUGAAGAGCAACCCGCACCAGAUAGUGACUAUUCCAGAGCCCAGCAAGCAAGAAGGUUCAUGAUCUAUGUCCAUUCGAAGAUGAUGAUAGUUGACGAUGAGUACAUAAUCGUCGGAUCGGCCAACAUCAACCAGAGGUCCAUGGAGGGCGCCCGGGACACGGAGAUUGCAAUGGGCGCGUUCCAACCGAAGCAUCUGGUGACUCCUAAAGGGCCGCCUAGGGGCCAAAUCUACGGCUUCCGAAUGUCCUUGUGGCACGAGCACCUCGGCCAUACAGAGGAAGUUUACACUCAUCCGGAGUCUCUGGAAUGCAUUCGAGAGAUGAACGAUCUCGCUGAGCGCCGUUGGGACUUCUACGACGAAAACUUCGGCGGAGACUUGCCGGCUCACUUGCUACGUUACCCGAUCGAGGUCGCCGAAAAUGGAGCCGUCAAGCCCUUGCCUGGGUUCACGCAAUUUCCCGACACCAAGGCUCCAGUCUUGGGAGCAAAAUCUGAUAGAUAUCCUCCUAUUCUGACGACUUAGAAGAUGUAUCAGAUGCAAACAUCGUUUGCUGUAGUGACAAUGCUCUAUUGAGCACCCCCAAAUUGACAAUCAUCGACCUUUACUA